This is a messenger RNA of Nematostella vectensis (starlet sea anemone), 2636 nucleotides long. RefSeq names its product N-acetylglucosamine-6-sulfatase. Bases 302 to 1819 code for a protein of 505 amino acids. The transcript is spliced from 11 exons. The record is from RefSeq and is a predicted model, not a curated record. Gene Ontology annotation, molecular function: N-acetylglucosamine-6-sulfatase activity; glycosaminoglycan binding. Lineage: Eukaryota; Metazoa; Cnidaria; Anthozoa; Actiniaria; Edwardsiidae. Gene Ontology annotation, biological process: glycosaminoglycan metabolic process.
AAAGCCGGGUUUCCCUAUGGGGAAACAAAAAAUCAAUCAAUUAUUCAAAGUAGAAGAUACAAAGAAAAUUAGGGCAUGGAACUUGUAUGAGGGGUUUCAUCAAGGGAAAACUGAACAAAUCCCCGUUCACAUUUAUUGAGGAAAGUGUAUUGUUUCAAUUUUCUAGACAAAUUUGUCUACUCGCCAUGUUAUACCCAGAAUACUGGAUACGUUCCUAGAGCCCAAGCCUAGGAGGUCCUGGGAACGAGAAUAAACCACAGGCAACCUAACAUCAAUACCAAAACGCAGUGGAGAGCCAAAAAUGGCUGCUGCGUUGAUUCUACUGCUGCGCCACAAAAUUUUGCUUCUUGUCGCUGCAGCUGUAUUUUCAGUGUUAGGAGAUGCUGAAGGCACCCAAUCAAAUAUUGUGUUGGUGUUAACCGACGACCAAGACCAAGUUCUUGGAUCAAUGGCUCCUUUGGUAAAGACCAGGAAACUCAUUCAAGAACAAGGUGUUUCUUUCGACAACAUGUUUGUGGCAAGUCCUCUCUGCUGCCCCAGCCGUGCUAGCAUACUAACAGGCAUGUAUGUCCACAACCACAAGACUUUGAAUAACUCUGUUAAUGGCAACUGUGCGAGCAAGAAUUGGCAGCAAGGCCCUGAGAAACAAACAUUUAACACUUACCUUAAAGAGCUUGGUUACAAGACUUACUAUGCAGGGAAAUACCUCAACAAAUAUGGAAUGUCAGCGACAGGGGGGACGCAAUAUGUACCUCCUGGCUGGGACUCUUGGCUUGGGCUUGUUGGCAAUUCUAAAUACUACAACUAUACUGUGUCUGUUAAUGGAAAAGCAGAGAAACAUGGCGGUGAUUAUAAAGAAGAUUACUUCACAGAUGUCAUAACAAGGUCGGCAGUAAGUUUUCUUGAGGAGCAAUCAUCCAGCAAGCAGCCCUUUUUCAUUAUGCUUGCCACCCCUGCUUGCCAUGGCCCCUUCACUCCAGCACCUCAGUACAACAAUUCAUUCAACAAAACCACGGCACCAAGAACACAAAGCUACAACAAGCCAGGAGGAAAGUCAAAGCACUGGCUUUUACGUAGCACCCCAAGUCCAAUGUCUGCAUCAUCAGUUGCAUACUCAGAUGAUGUCUUCAGAAACAGGUGGCGAACACUUCUUUCAGUAGAUGACCUUGUUGAACAAGUGGUUGUGACACUGGACAAGCAUAAGCAUCUGUCCAACACAUAUAUCAUCUUUACUUCAGAUAACGGAUACCACCACGGUCAAUUUUCCCUUCCAAUAGACAAGAGACAGUUGUAUGAGUUUGACAUCAGAGUGCCACUACUUGUCAGAGGACCAGGAAUUCCUUCAAACAAGUCACUCACGAACCCCGUUGUGAGUAUCGACCUUGCACCGACAGUGAUUGAGCUCGCAGGAGGUAAAGCCCCCAGUUCUAUGGACGGCCGAUCGCUUCUUCCUUUACUGAACGCCAAAGGAGCGGUCGAGUGGCGUAGUGAUUUUCUCGUGGAGCAUCUAGGCGAAGGUCACGGCAGUAUUGAUGGCUGCCCCGCCCUGGAUCCAGGCAUGGCGGACUGUACGCCAAACUGCGUCUGCGAGGACAGCUGGAAUAACACCUACUCGUGCGUGCGCACGCUGACAACAUCACGUGAUUUCAUGUUCUGUGAGUUUCGCGACUCCGAGGCUUUUGUAGAGUUUUAUGAUCUGAACAAAGACCCCGCCCAACUCAACAAUAUGGUUGAAACCGCAGACCACAAGGAAUUGCUGGCCCAGCAAAAGAGACUCGAGACUCUUACUUUCUGCUCUGGUGAUUCGUGCAGAAAGUAGUGAUCACUAAAUACUGUCCGGAGAAAGUAGUAUUCCUGCAUCCCCACCCCACCCCCUGUACAUAAGCCCCCACCUCCUGCUAGAUAGAUAGUCUCUUAUUAGCCGCUCAUACAGGGUUUUGAAUCGUCAUAAAGCUAACAAAAUUUGAAAAGGGAAGAAAGAUGUUUAUUAGUAUCUGUCACUAUACAUUCCUACUUUUAAAGCAAGCGUGAAUGAGUUUGGCCACCACUUUUUUUGUAUUUGCCAAGGGAGGUCUAUAAACUGCUUGAAUAUUAAAUUAUUUAUAUUAAUAUCAUCCGCUAUAAAGUCAAAGAAUUAUUACUAGGCGUUUCUAGCCUUGAUAAAAUGAGCACUAGCCACACGCGAGGGACGCUUUUGGGAAACAUUUCAACCGGGUUGUAUUUUGUUUAUUUUUUUUUUCCUUACUGACAGCCAUGUGUAUAUAAGGCUUAGUUCAAACGUCGUAUUAUCCAUAUGAGCCGUAUUCAAUGCAAAUGCUUGCAAAUGAAUCGAGUCGAUUGUUUCAUCUUCAUUUGCAUGCAUUGGCAUUGAAUACGGCUCAUGGAUAAUACGACGUUUGAACUUAGCCUUAUUAUAUAUACACAUGGUUCUCAGUAAGAAAAAUAAUUAAACAAAAUAAAGCCUUCCCUGCUAGAUGGUAAAGUUAUACACGGUUGUGGUUGCCUUUCAUGACUUCGAGCUCUAGAGAUAGCCUGGGAACGCGGCAAAAAGAACAGCGUAUUAUUAAAUCGUUAUUAUUAUAAUUAUUAUUAUUAUCGGAAGCAUUCCUUAUACAAUAAAUUGAUUUUCUGACUUA